CUCCUCCGUCCACUAGUAUAAACCAGCGCUUUAUACCCAACAACUCUGAAAUGCGCUGAAGGACGUAGGAGAUGAUGGCUGCGUCGAUCAACGUCUAUUUGCUUAUUGCUCUCAUCUGCAUCGUCGUCGGUCUCAUCUUGUUCUCCUUCUACUUCAACCGCCUUAUUGGCCUCAUACUCGGCUUGAUACUACGAGUGCUCUGGUGGGGAUCCGGUGCUGAAAGUGCAUGGGUACACAUUGGUUCCAUCCACUUCUCCCUUCUCUCGGGCCGCAUCCUCAUCAAGAAUGUCGCGUACCAUUCCUCGAAUCAGACUAUCCGUAUCGUCAAGGGUAGGAUUCAAUGGCGCUACUGGAACAGGAGAACCAUGGAAGAGAGCGACGUGGGCAAGCAGGAGAAGUUCCCGUGCCGUAUACAGGUCUCUCUUCAGGGCUUUGAGUGGUUCAUGUACAACAGAACACCGGCCUACGACAAUAUAGUCGCUCAGAUGAUGCAGCAAGACCAUGUAGGUCAACCGGUCGAGCGUCGCAAGAGCUUCAUGUCAGAAUGGACGACACAGUCCGCUGCGGCCCAGCUUCCUCCGGCCAUCGUGUCUCUGCUGAAGUGGAUCAAGCUGCAGUUGCCCAGCCUUGACUUCAACGACGUCCUGCCCAUUGGUAUCGACAUCACCAAAGGUCUCAUCAUCGCUGGAAAUCAUGCUACCCCCAAUCUUCUGGUCGCGGAGUUCAGCAAGUCGGAGGGCUGGUACGGGACGACGCAGGCUCGCUCCAAGCUCGACCUUUACAGGCAAACCAUGACACUCCAUUUUCAUUCCCCCAUCAUUCGCUUCGUUCAGAAUGAAGACUACGCGCAACCCAUGAACACUCUCGGUGAAGGUGUGCGCCAGAAGGCUGAGGAGAGUGAGAAGUUCGCCCAUGCGUGCACAAGUUCCCCUUUCUUAGCUCAUCAUGGGUUCAUGAAGCUCUGGCGCUCGCUGAAACUACGCUCUUUUGUAAACUCCAAAUUCCUGAACCGUCGUCAACCGCACUCGUACGCCCCGCGCUUCCAUCUCCGGGGUCGCAAGAACGCAACGGACGAGGAUGAUGGUCCUUUCGACCCAGAUGCGGAAUACGCUAUUGAAAGAGACAUCAUCGAAGCGAAGGUGCUAGAGCUCGAGUACUUCGUCGAUGUUGUUGGCGACGUUCCUCCCGGUGGUGGCGGAGAUGAGAUCGGGAAUGGAGACGUACCUCCGGACUGGGGUGUUGAUCUCGUCAUUAAGGGAGGGACUCUCCGAUACGGACCGUGGGCGGAUCGACAACGCGCCGAGCUUCAGAAGGUCUUUUUCCCUGCUUCGUACCAUAAUGCUUCGAAGACGCCGAAGUUGAGCCCGGGGGACAAACGACAAUGGACUUCGCUGCGGGUAUUCAUUGAGUUGCGCGAUAGCACUAUGCUGCAUAUCCCCUUUAGAGAGGCGAGCAAGAACUGGCAAUACGACGGCAUCACCGUCCCUCCACCCCGUCCUCGCAAGCGCGAACCAGCUUGGCUCCAUCUGGCCGCCGAUGACAAUUCGACAAUCGCGUAUGUUAUGCCCAUGAUUGCGACAGCAGACACCGAAGCGUACGAAGCAACGCUGGAGGUGCACUUGGACAGCGUCAAGGUCACCAGCAGCCUCAACGACAUCGAGCUUGUGAACGCGCAGCUCCUGCGUAUCCAUGGGGCUCUGCCAUCACCUCUGCAAUGGAACGCUCCGCGGACAUGGGAAAUCGGCGUGUCGCUGAGGCAGCCCGUCUUGUACCUUCUUCGCGAUCACGUCAACAUGUUCACCGACCUGAUCAAAGACUGGACGAGCGGCCCGCCGAGUGACUAUCUGCGCUGGGUACCCGUGAACUACGUGUUCAAGAUCGACUGCCGAGGAGGCGACAGUCAUGGCGGCUACGAGCUACACACGUAUGUCAACGACAACAAUGUCAUCGACAGGCCGCUUGUGAAGGAGGACAAUGCCAUGCUCACUAUGUUCGGGCCUCACUUGACGUCGGAGAUCGUCAUACCGUCGGACAAGUUCCGUCCUGAUCAUGCGACAGUCACCUUCACUCUCGAUGCCCCCGAUGUGCGCUUGAAGUUCUCGUUACCGAAGUGGAAUACGCAUGCGUUGCACGCACCGGCUGGCGGGUAUGACAUUGGCACACUCGGCGACUUCAGGAUCACGGGAAGCUACUUGUACUGGGCAUUCAUGAGGAACGACACUGUGGACAAGCUCAAGUUGACGUUCACUGGCACUCACGUUGCGUAUAAAGCGCUUGGCUGGACUGUCCGAUACUUCAUGGUACUCAAGGAUAAUUACUUUGGGUCGUUUACCCAUUACUCGACCCUCGCGGAGUUUCUUGAGAAGCAGAAGGCCGGGGAGCCUCUAGGGGAUCCGGUUCUCAAGAAGUAUCGAGAAGGACAGAACAACAUGCUCGAGGUGGAGAUGACCGUGCUUGUGCACGACAGUAUGCUUGUCGUGCCUUGUGCGCUGCAUGCGUACGCCCGUCCGGGACAUCUAACCGAAGACAACGACGCGGGAAUGAUGGGCCCAAGUCUACUUCUGCGGGCCUCUCAGCUUGAGCUACACUUCCGGAUGAACGACUUCUAUAUGGAGAUGUCCCUGAACAUCGACAAUGCCGUAGGCCAUUUGGAGAACGACUUUCCGCAGGUCAUCAAGUACUCGCCGCCCAAGAGAGUCGCCAAGGAGGUGUUGGCGAUAGACGGGCUUGACAUUACCGCCCAUCGUUUAUUCGGUCCCGUUCCCUCCACCGUUACAUACGUAUGUAUCUGGGAGAUCGACGUCGGCCGCGUCAAUGUGAUAGUAACCGCGCAAGAGGCUCAACUACUGGGCUCCGCUGGGAAGUCUUUUGGUCUCAACUUCGCCGACACUGCGAACGCGCCGGCCCCACAGUUUCAGGCGCCUACCUAUCCCGACUUGACUUUCCUCAAGGUCAGACUGCACCGAUUGGACGCCACAUGGAACGCAGGCAACGCAUGCCUUGUCAUCUCCUUAGACGACGGUUUCAAGAUAGACAGCAAUGAUCGUGGCGGUCUGAUGUUCAGGAAGAACACGAGCGUCAGAGUUCCACGCAUUUCGUUCAGGGCGUUGCUAUCCCCCGAUGUGGUCAACUUCCGACGACAUUGGUUCGAAGCCGCAGAAGCUAUGACGGACAUCUACUUGGACAUCUACUCCGCCCCAAAGGGAUGGAAGGAUCUCUCGCGCGCUCAGUCAACAUUCGUGCGAGAGCAAGACGCGCCAACCGGACGCGCCAAACGGAUGUUUACGCCUCCGCGCAUGCAACCGGCCCUUCCAGGCCGUGGGCUACACAAGAAUGGCGUCUAUCUACCGCAGCCAGCUCUCGUCAUCCCAACCCGUGCUGCAACACUAGACGGUCGAUACGAGGAUGAACUCAAGCCAGACAAUGUCAAGCUCAUCAACAGGCCGUGGUCGAAACUCGAGCAGCUCUCCGAAUCAGAAAGGGAGGACGGAGCGACAGAGCUCGAACGGGACGCUCGCCUAGCUACCCAGCGGCUUGCGCCUCCCGAUUUCAUGUCUGCUGCCGACAACGAGGCCUCAAGCAGCUGCGACGAAUCCGACGACGAGGAUCUGACGGAUGGUUCCAGCUCAGACGAGGACCUGUCUGAUAUUGACGAGUCACAGAACGCAAAAUUGCUGAGAGAAUAUGCUCGAGUCACUCGCAGAUUCACCUCCACCGACUUCGAUUACCCGUCUUUGUUGGAUGACAGGCCGAUCACUCUCCUAUAUGACGUGGUUGGUGAUACCGAACCCGAAGUCAAAUCGAUGGAAAGGCCAAGCGCUACAUCGCCACGGUCGCCAAUAUCAGGGACACCUCCCAGAAAUGACAUCAGCACCACAGUGUUCCGUGCGCGUUGCUCGCGGACGAACCUGCGACUUACGCCUCUCAUCGCUCCAGUGAUAGAAAGCCUGCUUUCGAGCACAGAGACCAUUCAACCCAGCCCUGAGCUGUUCAUCGAUGGCCUCUUGGCUGACUCUGUUUCCGAGGCAGUCCGCGGUGACCCAGACAUUCAGGAGAAUAUGCUGGACUUGACGGUUCAUGCUAUUACUUGCCGAUUCUUCAACACGCUUCCCGUCUCGGACGUCAACCAUGCUGCUACUUUCCCCGACGAUGAGGGUCGACCUGCUGCCGGAAGUCAUCCCGCGAUGGUCAUGACGCUGCUGUCACUCCAUGACCUCAACGUCAAAGCCAGUACUUCGGAGCACGAAAAGCGCGCAGGAGUGCAAUUGGGCGACCUUUCUCUCUCGCUGGCCGUCGUCCAGAACAAUCGUCGCUAUGCAGACACCGUGGAGCAUGGUCAGCACGUAUUCGCUGUGUCCGUCGAGGACCUCGCGGCCAACAUAUCGGGGAAGACGAGCGACGUUUCCUUCGGAGUAGCGAACCUGCGCCUGGGUCAGGCUGCGCCAGGAUACAUCCUAGCAUCGUGCAUUCCUAUAGUGAAGCAGGCAAAGGAUGCGGGCUCAACGAUCAACGCUUGGUCGCGUCGGGUUACGGGCAUGAAGAUGGCGUUGUUGGAUAGCAUCGUCAGAGCCACUGACGGGCGGCCGGUCAUCGACCCUCUUUCGACCAUUCAACCAUCGUUUUUCGUUCAAAGCGGACCAUCGUUCCAGCUCAGAACCGACCCAACGUUUCGCUUCCUGUUCUACACGCGCAGCUGCUUAUGGGACGUUCGCAAAGAUGGCAAGACGGUUGUGCCAGUGGACUCCUCUAUCGCGGAGCUCCAGCCACUGCUCUUGUCGCGGCUGCUCCAGUUGGACACGGAGCUUACCGACGAUGAGCAACUCGACACCCUGCAUGCUAUGCUCCCAAAAAUCCGCACGGACCGAUCCGAGACCUUACCGACGCCUUUGCCAUCGCAUAUGCACCUAGGCUUCGAGCGUCUGAGUUUGAUACUCCUCGACAGCAGUGGGACCGCGCACAACGAGAUCAAUCUGUCGAACUUCGAGGUCAAUUGUUGGAGAAAUACGCUGGAGCUCUUACGUGAUACGGCCCCGCCAUCCGCGUCGCAAUGGUCUCUGAAGGGCCCGUACUCGCAGUCGGUAGCCAAAACCAUCUUGUCCGUGUCGUCCGGGGAGGUCGACGUGGUCAUACAUCCGACUCUCAUCUCCUUCGCGCAAUUUGUGCUGCCAAUCCGAAAGCCACUGGUCGCAUUGAUCCGGAAGCAUUCGAAGCCCACAUCCUCCCCUGUGAGCGCCACAGCACAUCCUACGCAUCCCGCGAUCACGGAUGUCACUUGCUCUCUGAAGGGCUUGCGCGUGCGUGCAGUUGCUGCGAACCUCACGACUGAGUUUGGUUUCCGCGACCUUCAGAUUGUCGUCUCCUCAAACAACGUCCUGCACCGCCAUGCUGCAAAUUACGCGUUAGCCUUUCGCGAGGUGUUCUUCCGAGGUCGCACCCCAUCCGACGCAAGUAAACGCAGCGGGCAAGACGUUCUGGCCUCCCUUAGCCUCGAAGAUGGCAAGAUCAGCCUGAUCGAGCGUGGGCCAGAAGAAUUGCCAAAGCUGGUGCUUCAGCUGCAUCGGAUCCACCUGUCGGUGCCACGCAGCGCUCUCCGCCUGUAUAGGUUCAUAGAAGAGUGGAGGUCCGACUUCCUUCCGGGCCUUGAAGCCACGUUGAAACCCAUAUUGUCGGAACUGAAGGAUACAGCUCCGGAGCCGUCGAACCCAUCCCCUUCGCCUUCACCAUGGUCUAUGAUGCAUGUGCACGCACAGCUAUCUGCUGCCCUCAUCUCACUUCAAGUGAUGCACGGGACCUGGCUUUCCUGGGCUGUCAACGACAUCGUCGCGUAUACUCACACUCCGGGAUUGUCAGUUCAGCCUGCUCCACGCGCGUUUGGUCUACAACUUGGAUCUCAAGUCUUUUCGGUAUCGUCAUCCCCCGACGUCAUGUCUGCGCCCAGCGGGACCCGUGUCAAGCUGGAUCUCCCUCGCAUACUGCUUUCCGGUCGAUGGGAGGAAGUCCGCGGAUUGGAUAUGCUCGUGUUGGUCGAUUUUCUGCAGGCGACUGUCCGCCCCUCACAUUGGGACACAUUAUUGGCCGUGCAACAGAAGUUCGGGCGCGAUUUCAACGACCUCAUGCAGCUCGUACAGCAGACAAGCACCAAACGCGCGCAGGCGACAUCCGCGGAUCAGGAGCCACCUUCGCCUUUCCAGGGCCCGACCCCGGCGCCUUCCAGCCCAAUAUACCGCGUACACUUCAAGAUGCGUGGCUUUCGCAUUGGCCUCGAUGGCGCUGCCUCUACUUUGUUCCUCGAAUGUCAAGAUAUUGGCGGGCAGCUUCAGAACGUCGUCAACCAGAACUGGGACGUAUUCUUGAGCGAUUUGGCACUGUCCCUCGCGCCCAGAACUGCUCCUCAGGGAACGGGAUCGUCUUUCAAUAGGGCCCUUCGAUCCGCGUUCGUCAUCAUCGACUUCAAGGUGAAGGGGGAGAAGGGUGUCGGCGCCUCCAAUGACCGCCUCAAUAUCGACGUGACCAAGAUACAUGCAGUCAUGCAGCCUAGUUCCAUUGGCGAAUUGGGUGACUUUGUCGAUGACAUCCAGGUCGAGAUCAUGCAACGACAGCAGGAGCGUGCUCAGGAGCUCGCUGCCUUCAAGGAGAAAACCCAAACCAUCAUGCGUACGUUCGAUGUAAAGGCGUCCACGGCGGAGAUCAAGGAGACGCCUUCGCUGCUCAGCGACUACGUCCUUAAUGUGACCGUGCGCAACGUCGGGUUCGCAUUCCCGGUCAUCCGCGAUGUCGAUCUCGAGUUGCCUCAACGAGGGCGGAAGAAGCAGAAUGCGGUACGAGCCUUCUUGGUCUCGAUCAAGAGCCUGGGAUUCGGUACACAGCGUGGCGAAAGUGGACAAGCAUCUAUCGAGAACUUCUCCUUCCAGUUCGUCUCUCGCUUCCGUCAAUCUGUACCAGCCGAUUUCCUGGGGGACAAUCAUCAGACCCGCAAUCGUCUUUUGCAUCCGUCUCUGCGAGCGCAAGUGCGUGCCUCGGGCUCAGCUGCCUCACGACAAGUGUGGGUCAAGUCGGCCAUCACGGGCUUCGUGCUAGACCUCGAUUCUUCCAUCUCCGACUACGUGUUCUCGCUUGUCGACGUCUAUCGUCAAGGAAAGGAACGAUUGGACCGAUUCUCCCUUCCCCAUGUGCCGUCAGCUCCUGUCAUAGAGUCACCUACCGUUUCGUCGUCGGCGCCCAAGGCUCCCGCAUCCAGCAUCUUCGCUAGCCUCACGUUCCAAAGCGGCAAGAUUCGAAUGUACAGCCAAGCCGCCUCCAAGCUCUCGAGCGCAUAUAGUGCACCUCAUCGACAGCAGUCGGACGAACAGAUCCUGGAGAUGGGAGCCGAAGUGUUCAACCUCCCUGUGUUUACACUCUGGAUGGAGUACCGAGCCCUUCCUGUUACCAUGAAGCAGGGUUCCGCUGACGAUGCUCCCUCGAUACUCAUGUUCAAGAGCACGGUACAUUCCUCGCAGAACACGCUGCGGCCGACAUUACUGCCAUUCAUCUCGGAGCUGGUUGGUCAUAUUAAUAAUCGCAUGCGACGAGUCAGCCUGAGAGUGCCCCCCGUACCGGCACGCUCUCCCCGAGGCAAUCCAGCUGGCACCCCCCUCCCAAGUACAGCUCCAUCGACACCAGGUCCAUCACAGAUCCUGCCUGAAGCGCGCGUUGCUACAUCUUCGUCCAGCAUGCAAAUCAGCUUCAGCCUCCGAAUCGACCAGUCUAAGCUUGAGCUGACCUGCCAGCCCGACGUCAAUGUCGUGGCUGGCGUGCACUGGGACAGUGGAGGCUUCAUGGUCAACGUGUCCCCUGGCGCUCGUAAAGUGACGUUCACCGGCGCCGUCGGUGGCUUGACCAUCGGGCUGAAGCACGGCUUCCUUAGCGAAGAAUGUGUUAAGCUUGAUGCGCGAAACCUUGCCUUCUCCGCCGACUUCGCGAAGACGAGAACAGGCGAGGGGACGCCGCUCAGCUCCAUAUCGCUGGUGGUCGACACAGAGUUCUUGGGUGGCUUCCGCUUCUCGCGGUUGCAGGACGUGCUCUGCUUCAAAGCUGUCUGGUUAGACAGAAUCCCGACUUUCCAGAACACCGCCCAGGAAACAACUGCUCUACGCCUUCCGUCCGAAGCCACUCUACCAUCUACCAUGCCUUCCACUCCUUCGCAGUCGCAGCAGUCGCAGCCCAGUCAACCGAAGCAGGACGUCUCCGUGAUGGUUCUUUUCCGCACGCGCCGCCUGGAUCUGGAGGCUGACCUUGGCCAGUCAAUCAGCAACGUAUCGCUGGGUAUCAAGGACAUCGUCUUGCGCACCGUCAUCACAGAGGCCACGCACGAGCUCUCCCUCUCGGUUGGCGACGUCGUUCUGAACGCAAAGGGCAACAUAUCUGGGCACUCCGAUGUGUCCAACUUCGUGUUCUCGACCAUUCGGAGGAUGCCUUCUGACGAAGGAUUGCAGCAAGAGAAGAUGCUGGAGCUGCGCAUGACCAGCGGUACGCUUAUUCUGGAGCUCGAGUCUGACCAUCAGAAGCUGUUGCAUUAUCGUGCGGAACCUAUGGAAGUGGAGAUCUUCGACGACUGGUCGAUGGUCGCAUCCAUGCGCGACUCGGAUAGGAGGCCACUGGACUUGGCGUUCGUCGUGCGCAGCCCUGAGAUCGUAGCGAUCGUGACCGUCGCGACGAUCCCAAAGCUCAUGUCCUACGCCAACAAAUUCAGUGCAAACCUGGACGCACAGCGAGAGGGUGCCAGUAGGGAGUCAAAGGCUUUCCGCAUCGCGCGUACGCCAAAGCCAGAUCAUCCGCUGUCUGCCGUGGCAGAGGCGAUGCUCGUGUCGGCGCGGGCGCGCUUCAAGGAAGCUGAGACAGCGUUGGUGUAUGUCAUCAAGCAGCGUAUGAGCUUACGCCUAGAUUACCUCCGCCUUGUCGUCUUCCCCCGCACCAUGUUCGACACGGAGGUCGCCCAAUUCGUUGCUCGCGAUGUUCAGGCGCAGCUUACCCGGCUGGUCGAGUCGGAGCAAACCCACGCCGAGCGCGACAUACGUCUAUCAUUCUCGUCGAUGACUAUCUCGAAGUACAUCCAGGUUGGACGCGGUGCACCAGCGGAAGGUCCUCACGCAGACGGUCGCGCUUGGCUUAACGCCCUCAGCGCGCACUCAACCGAAGCGACCAUCGUCGGCCUACCCUCCAUGCGUAUCCGCAUGCGCAGCACCGAGCGCGCGCGCGAGCUUGCGUACGAAUUCCACAGCCGCUUCGAUCGGCGCGACGGCCAGCGCGCUCAGGAGGACAUCUUCAUCACACUCAACGUCGCGCUCUACUCGUGGCUCACCCUCCUGCGCAAGAACCUCACGCGGGAGAUGGACCAGGUGCGCGCGGCGGAGGACUGGCGCACAGCGCUCGCGGCACGGCGGCCAGACUCAUAUGCCAUCGGCGAGGGCACGCGCAGCGCGACCAUGCCAGCUCAGGAGCGGCCAGGGAGGUCGAGUGUGGGGGCGAGCGUGAUGACGAAGGCGGUGUCGCACGACCAGGGUACGGUGUUCCCAAUUGUGCGCGACCCAUCAACCCAGCCGCCGUCGCCAAACCCCUCGUCAGAGGGAGGCAAGCGACGCGAGCUGGUGUACAAGCCCGGGGCGCGACACAUCGAGCGAUUGACGAUGCGGCAGCUCGGCGAGGCGACACCGGACGUGAUGCAUCCAUUCUUCAUGAAGAAGGCUGGCUUCAGUUUGGAGGAUUCGCUGCCGCAAUACGUGCACGAGUACGCGACAACGCCGUUGGAGGAGAUCAUGGAGGUGCUACUGAAGCUGUACAGUAGACAGCUGCUGUCGGGAGCAGGAUGAGAGGCCGAUGAUAUUGCUUCCAGAGGACUGUCGAGAGAUCUAUUUUACUUAUAGGUAUUAAUAUUAAAACGGAGGAACUUUCUACACGCCGCAGCUCGUCCAGUAGUACUGAGUCUAUAUGCAGUCUUCUUGCUAAUUCUUUCUUGCUCACGAACAACAACCGGC
This is a messenger RNA of Schizophyllum commune H4-8, 10010 nucleotides long. RefSeq lists its product as uncharacterized. Lineage: Eukaryota; Fungi; Basidiomycota; Agaricomycetes; Agaricales; Schizophyllaceae. Gene Ontology annotation, cellular component: membrane. The transcript is spliced from 20 exons. The record is from RefSeq and is a predicted model, not a curated record. Bases 72 to 9845 code for a protein of 3257 amino acids. Gene Ontology annotation, biological process: fermentation.